AUGCGACGAGUCAAGAGAAAUUGUACGAAUGCUGAAGGUGGUAAAUGUUUGGGUAGAAGUAAUCAUCUAUUAAACAAAGUCAGAAGUAGUCAUCUAUUAAACAAAGUCAGAAGUAGUCAUCUAUUAAACAAAGUCAGAAGUAGAAAACGAUCAGUUGCAUCAACAACAACAAAUGAUACAUUGAUUGAUGUAGGCUGGGGGUCAUAUUGGAUGGGAUUAAUUACAAUUGGUACGCCAGGUCAAACGUUCGAUGUUGACAUUGAUACUGGAUCAUCUGAUCUAUGGAUACCAGGCGUACAGUGUGGAACUCCGUGCGGGGCCAAUCAUACAUUUAAUAGUAGCUUGUCAUCAACAUAUACCGCAUUGAAUAAACCAUUCUCUAUUCAAUAUGGUGAUGGAUCCAAUGUAGCUGGAAUAUUCGGCAACGAUACAGUCUGUAUUGGUGGCAUAUGUAUCGCUAAUCAAACUUUUGCCAUAGCAACAUCAGCUAAUGGUAUGAGUACGCAAGUAAAUGACGGACUUCUCGGUAUGGGAUAUCAAAAUAUUGCCACUGGUGGUGAAAUGCCCGUAGUAUGGUCAAUGUACUUGGCUGGCCAACUCAGCCUUCCUAUUUUCGCCUUUUGGGUCGCGCCAGUAUCAACUGGUUCCGAUACAGGCGAACUGAUCUUAGGUGGUUACGAUACAACGAAAUAUACAGGGUACUUUGCAUAUGCGAGUGUUACUACGAAAUGUUAUUGGGAAUUCAUCGCAGAUAGUGUUACAUUAACAAUUGGAUCAACAACAACUACAAUAGCUACAUCAAUUAAUGCUAUGUUGGAUACUGGCACAACAUUGGGCAUGAUUGCAUCAUCAGCUUAUGCUAAUGAGAUAUAUUCAAUGAUAGGCGCUACAUACAAUGCGGCAAUCGGCUGGUACACAAUUAAUUGUCACACGCAACCGCUAACAGCAUUUCCAAACAUAACAGUGACCAUUGGCGGCGUUCCAUUUACAUUAACACCACCGAUGUAUCUUCGAAUUGUGGGUAAUCCCAACAACUAUUACUGCCUUUGCCUUCUCUCCACAGGUGAUUUCUAUGAUGCUAAUAGGCAACCAAUUUGGAUUCUUGGUGAUUUUUUCAUGAGGCGCUUCUAUAGUGUAUUUGAUAUGUGA
This is a messenger RNA of Rotaria socialis, 1149 nucleotides long. The record is from the annotation of a GenBank genome assembly. Lineage: Eukaryota; Metazoa; Rotifera; Eurotatoria; Philodinida; Philodinidae.